Molecule: messenger RNA, 600 nt
Organism: Larimichthys crocea (large yellow croaker)
Lineage: Eukaryota; Metazoa; Chordata; Actinopteri; Sciaenidae
Product: immediate early response 3-interacting protein 1
Exons: 3
Coding region: 83-331 (82 amino acids)
Biological process (GO): endoplasmic reticulum to Golgi vesicle-mediated transport
Cellular component (GO): endoplasmic reticulum membrane; Golgi membrane; COPII-coated ER to Golgi transport vesicle
Source: RefSeq, a predicted model, not a curated record
UUGCUACGCCACCGUAGGCUACGUCAGACGUAAAUACUGUCGGCUAACUUAGAGCUAGCUGGCUAGCCGCUGCUGAGACAACAUGGCUUUUACUUUGUACUCUCUCAUUCAAGCGGCUAUCCUGUGUGUCAACGCUGUCGCUGUGUUACACGAAGAAAGGUUCCUCAGUAAAAUCGGAUGGGGAGUGGACCAAAGUGUUGGAGGUUUUGGUGAUGAACCAGGCAUCAAAGUGCAGCUGAUGAACCUCGUCCGCUCUGUGAGGACGGUGAUGAGAGUGCCGUUGAUCGCAGUGAACUCAGUAUGUAUUGUGCUGCUGCUUCUGUUCGGAUGAAGAGGAGCAAGUGAAGUUGGGACACACCAGCCUGCUGUCAGGAGAACAUCUCCAUCAUCACCUCAGGAACUCUUCUGCAGAAACAUUUUUAUCUCUCUGACACGUAUAAUGUCUCCUGUCAGCCUGAUAUUUCUGUUAUUUCAUUUGAUUUUCCACAUGACACAAUUGUUGAGGCCUGUUUUUAUAGAGCACAGUAAUUCAGUAAAAGUAAAUGCAGAUGUUUUGAAUGUAAAUAAAAUAGAAUAAAAUGGUUAAUACUUAACACAUAA